Dromiciops gliroides (monito del monte) is the source of this 2734-nucleotide messenger RNA. RefSeq names its product layilin (gene LAYN). Gene Ontology annotation, molecular function: hyaluronic acid binding. Bases 86 to 1276 code for a protein of 396 amino acids. Lineage: Eukaryota; Metazoa; Chordata; Mammalia; Microbiotheria; Microbiotheriidae. The transcript is spliced from 8 exons. The record is from RefSeq and is a predicted model, not a curated record.
UGUGGCUACCAGGAGAUGCUUCUGUUGCUGCCGCAGCCCUACUGCACUCUGCACAGCUGUUGAGGGCGCCCGGGAUCCUGGGGCCAUGCAGCCCAGGUCUUUGCAGCCUGGAGCGGCGCUCACCGCGCUCCUCACCGCAGUCUUGGCUUGGCCGCGGGAAGGAGGGAGCCGGCUCCUGAGUGCUUCGGACUUGGACCUCAGAGGAGGGCAGCCAAUCUGCAGGGGAGGGACACAGAAGCCAUGCUAUAAAGUUGUUUACUUCCAUGAUGCUUCCAGAAGGGUCAGCUUUGAUGAAGCCAACACAGCCUGCCGCAGGGAUGGAGGCCAGCUAGUCAGUGUGGAGUCCGAAGAUGAACAGAGGUUGAUAGAAAAAUUCAUUGAAAACCUCUUGGCUUCUGAUGGAGACUUCUGGAUUGGGCUCCGAAGGCGUGAGGAGAAGCAGGGCAACAACAGCACAGCCUGCCCAGAUCUGUACAUGUGGACAGAUGGCAGCACAUCAACAUUUCGGAAUUGGUAUGUGGAUGAGCCUUCCUGUGGGAGUGAGGUCUGUGUUGUUAUGUACCACCAGCCAUCAGCCCCGGUGGGCAUUGGAGGCCCCUACAUGUCUCAGUGGAAUGAUGACAGAUGCAACAUGAAGAACAAUUUCAUCUGCAAAUAUUCUGAGGGUAAUGAUUCACCACAGAAGCCAAUACUGGCAGCUACUUCUGUGAUAUGGAGUCAUUUACCUGGAGGUGAUAAAAGAGAACCAGUAACUCCAACACCUCCAGAAAGAUUCCUCAAAGAAGAUACUAAUGGAACAGUUAAAGAAACCAAAGGGCCUGAAUUGAAUCUUGCCUACAUCCUUAUUCCCAGCAUUCCCCUCUUUCUUCUUCUCGUGGUCACUACAGUUAUAUGUUGGUUAUGGAUCUGUGGAAGGAGGAAACGAGAGCAGUCAGAGAGUACAAAGGAGCCAAACAUUUGGCCAUCUCCCCACAGAAGGAAUAGUCCUGACCUGGAAGUUUAUAAUGUCAUAAGAAAGCAGAGUGAAGCAGACUUAACUGAGCCUCGGCCAGACCUGAAGAAUAUUUCAUUCCGGGGCCGGUCUGGAGGAGUCACCCCCAACGACUUGUCUUGUGACUAUGAUAACAUAGUAGUGAACGCCUCUGAGAGUGGCUUUGUGACUCUGGCGAGCAUGGAAAGUGGGUUUGUGACCAACGACAUCUAUGAACUAUCCCCUGAGAGGAUAGGGAGGAGCAAGGAGUCUGGCUGGGUGGAAAACGAAAUCUAUGGUUAUUAGAAAAUGCGGGAAUAAUAACAACAAAGAGAAAAAAAUGUUCCUACUUUGUAUAAAACUGGCAGGACUGGAAGAGGGCUGAUGCCUGAACUCUUGGAUGGACCUGUGGUCUCGUCAUUAAGGGGACUCCCCUCCAGCCCUGAAGAUCUCAACUUAACUGUACUUGCCCAUCCUGUGCAAGUGUUGCUCAUAUUCUUCCUUAAAUCUGCCAUAGGGAAUCUACCCAACAUGGCAGGAAACUUUCUCUGGUUCUCUUUGCAUUGUAAGGAUAGCAGCAGAGCAUGCAAACUGUUCAUCAGUUACACAACUCUUACGAUGUGACCGGUCCAUCUCCCCCCCCCGCUGCGCGCCCCAAGUCAUGCAUUACUUUGCAUUGCUUCUCUUGCACAAUUGCCUACUUGUCCUAUAUUGCAACCUGCUCAUGUCUACACCAUGGACUUCUCUACUACCCUUUUGGGUGAUCUGCAAUUUCAGUUUUUUGGAGACUAGAGUAUUCCAUAGCUCACACCCAUAUAAUACCACCAGGAGAAUGUUGAUGUUAAAAAGGUGGGCCUUUGUUUCAGGGAAAAGCUCAGGGUCAUUAAAAGAAUAGUACAAUUUUCCAAAAGCAAUUCAGCCCAGUCACCUCCCCUGUUGAGCCCAGCUUUUUUUCCAGUUGCAGUGUCUGUCCAAGAUAUAUCUACUUAUGGAUGACUUCUGUGGACUGUCCAUCCAACAACUUUUCACAAUUCAGACAAAAACCAUUUUUUAUCCACUAGAUUUUUCCCAUAUGGGUGGCUAAAUCAAAGAUUUUUAAAUGAAAACAUUCUAGUCCUUAAUGAAAUCAGCAGAAUGGCACCCAUAAAUGCCAACAUCUGGAAGACCCCAUCUAAAAAGAAUCCCUUUUUUGAUUUGGACAGCGUCCUCCAUGUUGGUGGCAAAUACCUUUGGCAAUCAUGAACCUCCCAGUUCAUGAUUUGCUUGAUAUAAAUUAGAGAGUUAUUGAACAAAGUUAUUUCUGUUAUUAUAAAUUUUAAGGAAUCUCGUAUGAAUUUGACAAAUGUAUGGUGCCUGGCAUGAGGAAAAUCAGUUCAGAUAUGAAAACAAUGAAGAGAUUUCUUCUGGUUGUCAAGAUUCGGUUAGAUCCUCUGAUCCUUGUGUCCCCUAUGAGGCUAGGUCCCAACCUCAUCUUAAUCAGAGGGCAGCAAUGGUGGUGAUAGACAGUGGAGGUUGGGAAAUUUCCUUCUCAAUUCUAUUUUUGUGGCCCUGGGCCAUGGCACAAAAAUUAAUUGCACGUAUACAAUCAUAAAAACAUAUUAGCUUGCUAUCUUUCUUAUGUUUCCCAGGGCACACGUGGGAGUAUCGGAAGCUGAUUGUAUGAAAGAAUAUUCCCUUAUCUGUAUGUCCCACAAGAACAAGAAUGAAAUAAAAGGUAAAAGAGAUAGUAAAUUGGUCAUUUUCUCUCCCUGGGUUUUCCUCAGC